Molecule: messenger RNA, 3103 nt
Organism: Paralichthys olivaceus (Japanese flounder)
Lineage: Eukaryota; Metazoa; Chordata; Actinopteri; Pleuronectiformes; Paralichthyidae
Gene: casp2
Product: caspase 2, apoptosis-related cysteine peptidase
Biological process (GO): proteolysis; regulation of apoptotic process
Molecular function (GO): cysteine-type endopeptidase activity
Source: RefSeq, a predicted model, not a curated record
AGCCCCGCCCCCACUCUGUGCCGUCAAGACUACCCGCGGAAGUUGGUUUACGAAGACGCGAUCAAAUGUUGAUGAUUUGCGUGAAAUAGAGUGAAACACGUCGAGGCUCUGUUUUUAUUUCCCCUGGACGUUUUCUCGCAGCGGUGCAGGAGCAGCUGGACGAUCGACAUGUUGGAGUGUGGCAUGCUGGAGCGGGACAGACGGACUCUGCGGAGACGAUCUGCGGUUCUCUGCAGACAGCUGGUGGUGGAUGAGAUGCUCAUUCAGUUACUGCAGGCAGACGACAUCCUGACCGAGAGCAUGGCCGAGGGCAUCAUGGCUGAGCAAACUUCUGUGAAACGAAGCUGCCGUUUGCUACAACUUUUACCGAAGCGAGGACCCAGAGCCUUUAGCCAAUUCUGUGCAGCUCUGCGAGAAACUGAGCAGCAGCAUCUGUGCGAACUGCUCACACAAUCACCAGAAAAAGAUGGCAAAGAGACACACAUAGAGAGUAUUCAGCCUGGAGAAGAACCAGAGGGAAAGACAGAGCAGCUGGUUGUACAGUCAACAGAAAGGAAGAGAGAGAGGCUUUCAGACUCUUCUUUGCCACAUCCCACCCAGGAGGUUAAAAGAGCAAGGACACAUGAGUCCAUGGAGUUUAGUCUGGAUGCAGACAGUCCCAUCAACAUGCCUGUGCUCCCCUGCACUCCUGACUUUUACCUCUCUCAUUGCCAGCAGUCAUACAGAAUGUCUUCAUCCCCUCGUGGUUUCGCCUUGGUGAUCAGUAAUGUGACCUUUGACCCUUUUACUGCUGCUGAACUUGACACCAGGAAGGGAGGUGAAGUCGACGAUGAGGUCCUCAGGAAGGUCUUUACAGAGCUGGACUACCUGGUUACUGUCCACAGAGACCUCACUGCUCAGGACAUGAGGUUGUGCAUUAAGAAUUUCUGCCAACGACCAGACCACCGAACAGUGGACAGCUGCGUGGUGUGUCUGCUCUCCCAUGGAGUGGAGGGAGCUGUGUAUGGUACAGACGGACAGCUCCUGCAGCUGGACUGGAUGUUUGAGGCCUUUGAUAAUUCACACUGUCCACUGCUACAAAAUAAACCCAAGAUGUUCUUUGUCCAGGCCUGCAGAGGAGACGAGAUGGACUGUGGAGUGGAGCAGAUAGACGGACCAGGGAGGACCUGCUCACCGAGCUGUGAACAGCGAGACGCUGGGAGGGAAGGACAGGGGGACACAACCUCCAGACAAAGAGGAGACAUGGGGAGGCCCAGGAUUAAACUGCCACAGCGGUCUGAUAUGAUCUGCGGCUUCGCAUCUCUCAAAGGUCAGAGAAUUAGCACAGCAGCCAUGCGAAACACCAAGAGAGGAUCCUGGUUCAUCCAGGAACUAAACAAAACACUCCGGGAACAUGCCAGAGACACACACAUCGCUGACAUGCUGGUGCAGGUCAACGGGCGUAUCAAGGAGCGGGAGGGUUUCGCCCCGGGUACUCCCCACCACCGCUGCAAAGAGAUGUCGGAGUUCACCAGCUCUUUGUGCAAAGACCUCUUCCUGUUCCCCAAGUACCAGCCCUAGUAUCAAUCACAUGCACAUAUGCACAUACUGCGAUAAUCACACACAGACCAUUCCUAACCUGACAAUAACGGCACACAACUGUUUUCAUUCCAAUUGGUGACAGACACACACACACCCCGUUACAACCAAACAGGAUUUGUUCAUUCAUAUAUUUUUGUAAAUACUGCCUAUGCACACACACACACACACACACACACACACACACACACACACACAAAUGUUGGAAAGGAAUAAGGAGCACACGUUUAAUCUGUAUACAUUUGGAACUGAACAACAUAUUAGCAUAUAGCUUACUCGUUUAUCUGUGUCUGUACUCUAUGCCAGUUAGUGGGUUUAGAUUUUAAUCCUUUUAAUCAAAGACAAAUGUAUUUUUUGUUUUCCUACUGCACAGCUACAUCAGGUUUCUCAAGUCUCUCUUUUUUAACUGUAUUUUAUACACAGAUCUAUUUUUGUGGCUUUAUUUUGUAUGAAAUUGUUUUUAUAAGAAUCCCAUUAUGUUUCAUUUGUACACGUUUGUGAAAAGUUGUUGCCAAUUCCUGUUAUCAGUGUAGUGACAGACAGGGGGCAGCACAGCAGAGGGAAAUACAUUUCACCAUCUCUCGCUGAUCAAUAUUAUUUAUAUGUGCUUUACUGUUGUGCUUAUUUUAGCGACAGUCAGCUGCAGCGAUGAUAAAACUGUAAAGUCACGGCUGUUCAUGCUUUUUUUCUUACAUAGUUUGGCUUACAAGGCAGCUUCAGGGCAACAUCUCAGAGGGUUUCGAUCCCUUUGUUUGGAUGUUCAAUCAACUUUUUAAGCUCAUAUUUCAUGAAGGCACCCACUCCAAGUUCUCCUCAUAUCAUCUGUGUUACUGUGGAUCUGUCAGGGGAAUGUGGUGCUACUUGUGGGGUCUUACACCUACUGUAUGAACUCUGACCUUUAUGCUAGCUGACUCCUAAUGGUGUCCCCCUGUGCGACACCCCCCUCCCCCCACCACCACCACUAUAUUUUGGUGUUAUAGUACUUAAAAGAAACAUGUAUUAUGUCUUCCAUAAAAAAGAAGCAGUUUUCUAUUGCCACAUGUGCCAUGUGAGGAUACAUGUAUAAGACAAAUAUAUCACCAUGAUGGUGCUUUCACAGUAUAUUGUAUCACUGAGGCACCCCCGCACAGUGAGGAAAUCCAUUUUUGAGGCUGAGAGCAUCGAUGUUUCCCAGAAAAGACCUGACCAGGCAAAGUGUGUUUAGUUACAACAGUGUUGUAGAGAAGAAAACAGAAUAUAUGGUUCAACAGUAUUGAUCUGUAACUAUUUUAACUCUGUGAGGUAGAGUGUACCCUGGUCUGCAAUAUCCUCAUUUUUAUAAUUAGGAAUGCAAUGUAAAAAACAAAAACAUUGGAGUAGUAUAAAAGGGUAACCCUGCUGCAGAGUGAGAUGUUUUCUGAAGGUUAAUAUUUACUGCCAGGUUCUAAUGGCGUGUCAGUGUGGGGGGGCCAGGAGAAGUUUUUAUUUCUGUCAACAGCAGUGACUGCCAAAUGUCCUAUACAAUAAACAGGCCACGGCUUUUAAA